AGCCUAAGUCACAGCAGCCCUGACUACAGCGUUCCUGGAGCCCAGGCUCUUUUCCACAGAGGAGGAAAGAGCAGGCAGCAGAGACCAUGGGGCCCCCCUCAGCCUCUCCCCACAGAGAAUGCAUCCCCUGGCAGGGGCUUCUGCUCACAGCCUCACUUCUAAACUUCUGGAACCUGCCCACCAGUGCCCAGCUCACUAUUGAAUCCACGCCGUUCAAUGUCGCAGAGGGGAAGGAGGUGCUUCUACUUGUCCACAAUCUCCCCCAGCAUCUUUUUGGCUACACCUGGUACAAAGGGGAAAGAGUGGAUGGCAACAGUCUAAUUGUAGCAUAUGCAGUAGGAAUUCAACAAGCUACCCCAGGGGCCGCAUACAGUGGUCGAGAGACAAUAUACCCCAAUGCAUCCCUGCUGAUCCAGAAUGUCACCCAGAAUGACAUAGGAUUCUACACCCUACAAGUCAUAAAGUCAGAUCUUGUGAAUGAAGAAGCAACUGGACAGUUCCAUGUAUACCCGGAGCUGCCCAAGCCCUCCAUCUCCAGCAACAACUCCAACCCCGUGGAGGACAAGGAUGCUGUGGCCUUCACCUGUGAACCUGAGAUUCACAGCACAACCUGCCUGUAGUGGGUAAAUGGUCAGAGCCUCCCAGUCAGUUCCAGGCUGCAGCUGUCCAAUGGCAAGAGGACCCUCACUCUACUCAGUGUCACAAGGAAUGACACAGGACCCUAUGAGUGUGAAAUACCGAACCCAGUGGGUGCCAGCUACAGUGACCCAGUCACGCUGAAUGUCCUCUAUGGACCGGGCAUUCCCACCAUUUCCCCCCCAGACUCCUAUUACCAUCCAGGGGCAAAUCUCAACCUCUCCUGCCACAUGGCCUCUAACCCACCUGCACAGUACUCCUGGUUUGUCAGUGGAAUGCUCCAGCAACACACACAAAAGCUCUUUAUCCCCAACAUCGCAGUGGAGAAGAGUGGAUCCUAUGCUUGCCUCGCCCAUAACUCAGCCACUGGCCUCAGUACAAUCACAGUCAAGAUAAUCACAGUCUCUGCUAAGUGGAUCCCUGGAGAGCAGGGCCUUCCUGUGGGGGCCAUCGCCGGCAUCGUGACCGGGGUCCUGGUCGGAGUGGCGCUGGUGGCCGCCCUGGUGUGUUUCCUGCUCCUUGCCAAAACUGGAAGAACCAGCAUCCAGCGUGACCUCAAGGAGCAGCAGCCCCAAGCCCUUGCCCCUGGCCGUGGUCCCUCCCACAGCUCUGCCUUCUCGAUGUCCCCUCUCUCCACUGCCCAGGCCCCCCUACCCAACCCCAGGACAGCAGCUUCCAUCUAUGAGGAAUUGCUAAAACAUGACACAAACAUUUACUGCCGGAUGGACCACAAAGCAGAAGUGGCUUCUUAGCUUCCUCCAGGAGCUGCUCCUGUGGGUUGAUGGAGAGUCCCCGAGGCCCCCAGCUCUGGGGAUGGGGAAGGACAUGAAGCCUGAGCCAGAGAACCAGC
Messenger RNA from Pan troglodytes (chimpanzee), 1486 nucleotides. RefSeq names its product CEA cell adhesion molecule 3 (gene CEACAM3). The record is from RefSeq and is a predicted model, not a curated record. Lineage: Eukaryota; Metazoa; Chordata; Mammalia; Primates; Hominidae. The transcript is spliced from 10 exons. Gene Ontology annotation, biological process: signal transduction; regulation of immune system process. Gene Ontology annotation, cellular component: plasma membrane; cell surface. Gene Ontology annotation, molecular function: protein tyrosine kinase binding.